GGAAGCACAAAUAACCAAAUAACAGGAAGCAUUCACAAUCAUCUCACCGAGCCCUGACAGAACACACCGGCAAAGGGCGGACAUUGGAAUUAAACCGGGGUUUAAUUUCAUCCGCAUCCUCGUCAUAUCAGGGGAAACCAUCCGCCUCCGCCCCUACUGACCUCCGAGACAGUAAACAGAUGGAGAAACAGGCCGGAGCUGCCGGGGCGGCAGAAGCAGCAGGGCCAAACAGAAAGCUCUGGGGCUUGCCGAGCGGAGGACCAAACACCGGUGAAACCCCGGAAAGUCCAACAGGCUCUCACGUAGAGUGGUGUAAACAGCUGAUCGCAGCCACCAUCUCCAGUCAGAUCUCAGGAACGGUCCUGUCAGAUGUAAACAGGGACAUCAAGGCCAGGAGAAGACCAGAUUUCAUGGUGUCCAAGAGGCUGAAUCCCAGGAACCUUACUGCUUUGAGGUACGGGGCGCAGAUCACAAUGUCCCAGAACCAGGUUCCCCUGCUGCCAGGAGAAACAGUGCAGACCACAGUGAAGGAUGUGAUGUACAUCUGUCCCUUCAGCGGUCUGGUUAAUGGAACCCUGACCAUCACAGACUACAAGCUGUACUUCACCAGCGUGGAAAGGGAGUCUCCGUUCGUCCUGGAUGUGAACCUGGGAGUCAUCAGCAGACUGGAGACCAUCAGCGUCCCCAACCAGGGAGAGAACACCAAAGGGCUGGAGCUCGUCUGCAAGGACAUGAGGAGUCCCAGGUUCGCCUAUAAGACGGAGGAGAGCAAUCCAGACGUGGUGGAGCUGCUGGCCAAACACGCCUUCCCCCUCUCCCACAGCCUGCCUUUGUUUGCGUUCCUGUACAAGGAGCAGUUUCCUGUGGACGGCUGGAAGGUGUACGACCCAACAGCCGAGUACAGACGUCAGGGCCUUCCGAAUGAGAGCUGGACCUUCAGUAGGAUUAACAGCAGCUAUGAGCUGUGUGACACAUACCCCUCCAUCCUGGUCAUUCCCACUAACAUCGCAGAGGAAGACAUCAAGCGGGUGGCUGUGUUCCGAGCAAAGCACCGCAUACCGGUCCUGUCCUGGAUUCACCCAGAGUCUCAGGCCACCAUCAUACGAAGCAGCCAGCCGUUAGUCGGCCCUUCAGACCGCCGCUGCAAAGAGGACGAGCGCUACCUCCAGAUCAUCAUGGACGCCAACGCCCAGUCCCACAAGCUCACCAUCUUUGACGCCCGGCAGAGCAGUGUAGCAGUCACCAACAAGGCGAAGGACGGAGGGUAUGAAAGUGAGAGUUUCUAUCCAAACGUAGAGCUGAACUUCCUAGAAAUACCCAACAUCCAUGUGAUGAGGGAGUCCCUGAGGAAGAUGAAGGACGUGGUUUACCCCACCAUAGAUGAAGCACACUGGCACUCUGCUAUCGAUCAGACACACUGGCUGGAGUACAUACGGUUGUUGUUAGCAGGAGCAGCGAAGGUGGCGGAUAAGCUGGAGUCGGGGAAGACGUCUGUGGUGGUGCACUGCAGCGACGGCUGGGACCGCACCGCUCAGCUCACGUCUCUGGCCAUGCUGAUGCUGGACAGCCACUACAGAACGCUCCGAGGGUUCCAGGUUCUCGUGGAGAAGGAGUGGAUUAGCUUUGGACACAAGUUUGCUGCUCGCGUGGGUCACGGUGAUGAGAACCACGCUAACUCAGAGCGCUCGCCUCUCUUUGUACAGUUCAUUGAUUGUGUGUGGCAGAUGACUCGACAGUUCCCAGCAGCCUUUGAGUUCAACGAGCUGUUCCUGAUCACAGUGCUGGACCACCUGUUCAGCUGUCUGUUUGGGACAUUCCUCUACAACAGUGAGCAGGAGCGGGCAGCCAAGGAGGUGCAGACACGGACGGUGUCCCUGUGGUCCUACAUUAACAGCCAGCCUGAGGACUUCACCAACCCUUUCUACGUGGACUACGAGCACCAUGUUCUGUAUCCGCUGGUGUCCUCCAGACAUCUGGAGCUGUGGACUGCAUACUACGCUCGCUGGAACCCCCGCAUGAGACCACAGGUUCCGGUGCACCAGACGCUGAAGGAGCUGUUGCUGCUGAGGGCGGAGCUGCAGAGGAGGGUGGAGGAUCUGCAGAGAGACGCCACCUCCCACUCUCUGUCCUCCUCCUCUGAACACUCCCCCGCACACAGCACAGGCACGCCACUGCACAGCGCUGUCUGACAGACAGACACACACACACACACAAACAUAUACCCCCUACACACACACAGAUAAAACAUGUGUUUGCCCAAUUACCACAAAUUUACAGUUUUAUAUUAACAUCCCUAAAUACAUUUUUUACAAACAAUCCUGACAAACACCUGUGCGUUUUAUUUAUAUUAUUUAAAAAGAUCAAGUAUUCAGAAGGACCAGCUCCCCCCCGCACUGUAGGAAUCAUCCACUUCACUGGUGUUUGUGUUUUUGUAUGAAGAAUUGCGUCUAUAUUUCUCAGGGCUCAGUGAUCACAUGACUGCCAGUGACGUUUCACACACUCUCACACACCCCCUUUGCUCUGUCAGUGACUGACUUCAACAUUAGAAUCAUGGGUAUGAGCUAAGCUAUAAUUCAUAUGAAAAGAAUGUGUUUUGGGGAAUCAGGGAACAGGAGAAUCACAAUGACUGUCCUUGUAGUGGUAACCCUUCCCUGGACUGAUGGACGUCUGCUUUUCCUUUCUUUAUUACCUGGAAACUGCCUUACUGCGCAUGGUUUCCUGUAUUUGUUUAAAGAAGUAUUGUUUUUUACUUUAUUGGAACUUCUCUUCCCAUGUGUCAACCCCGUCCUAUAUCCCCAAUCCCCUCACACACUGUCCUGUAAAUAACUUCCACCCAGUGUUUGUCACAAACGAACCAAACCAUAGGUGUGUGUGGAGCUGCUCCCAAAGGUUCUGACUGUGAAUCAAUCGACCUUAAAGCAGCACGAUUAUAGAACAGUGUUUUUAUAAAGAUGAUAAAAUGUUAAAUAUUGAAAAUCGCCAAGAUAUUUUUUAUUACAGUUCAGAAUUAAGUUAAAUAUGAUUAAAUAUAAUGAGGAUGAGAUACCAAAUACAUAUAUUAAGAUUACAGUUUGUGACUCGGUUAUAGGUACAUUAUUUAAGCACAAUGGAUGACUAAAUCCAGUUAUCUAGAAAUCUGGUGUAAACAAUCCUAUUUUCAAGUUGAAUGUGCUUUAUGAAAGAUAUAUAAUGCAGGUAACACUGAACUGUAAGCUUUAAGUAUUGUACAGUUCCAGCAGUGCUGCCAAUAAUGAAUACAAUUAAAUGGUCAGCUCCACACAAAUGGGACUGCUGAUCAUUUUGCUUUCAUUUCAACAGCACACUUCAUUUGAAAGAAACAAAGCAAUGCGUUUAAAGAUAAGAAACUGGAUUGAAAACAGUGUAACUCAGAGACGUAGUACUGAAGUAGUGCUGAAGUUAUUUAUCACCGUUAAAGAACAGGGCCCACAAGAAUCAGGUUUACCAUCACAGCUCUGACCUAUGUUUGGUGUUACAGUUAAAAGACGUCCCUUUUAUUCUAAUGCUAUGUGACUUAUACAUUUCACUGUGUACCUGUGGCAUGCAAUUGUACAAAUCCUUUUUUAUGUAAAUGGUGUGACGAAUUAUGAGAAGUUAAACCUUCUAAUGAGCCAUAAUCACUUCUGACAUUCCAUUUAAAAAGAAAACAAAUCAAAA
Eleginops maclovinus (Patagonian blennie) is the source of this 3675-nucleotide messenger RNA. RefSeq names its product myotubularin-related protein 1-like. NCBI's taxonomy places the organism in Eukaryota, Metazoa, Chordata, Actinopteri, Perciformes, Eleginopidae. Bases 180 to 2189 code for a protein of 669 amino acids. Gene Ontology annotation, biological process: phosphatidylinositol dephosphorylation. Gene Ontology annotation, cellular component: membrane; cytoplasm. The transcript has 19 exons. Gene Ontology annotation, molecular function: phosphatidylinositol-3,5-bisphosphate 3-phosphatase activity; phosphatidylinositol-3-phosphate phosphatase activity. The record is from RefSeq and is a predicted model, not a curated record.